AUGAGUCAAGUCGCCAAAGAUCAAAAGGAACAACAGCUCACCUCUGCCGUUCACCGCAUUCGCAUUACCCUUACUUCUCGUCACGUCCGUAACUUGGAGAAGGUUUGCUCUGACUUGGUCAACCGUGCCAAGGACAAGCAAUUGCGUGUUAAGGGUCCCGUUCGUCUUCCCACCAAGAUCUUGAAGAUCACCACCCGUAAGACCCCUAACGGUGAGGGUUCCAAGACCUGGGAAACCUAUGAGAUGCGUAUCCACAAGCGUCUCAUCGACCUUCACUCUCCUUCUGAGAUUGUUAAGCAAAUUACCUCCAUCCACAUCGAGCCCGGUGUUGAGGUUGAGGUUACCAUUGCCCAGUAA
Schizosaccharomyces osmophilus is the source of this 357-nucleotide messenger RNA. RefSeq names its product 40S ribosomal protein S20 (gene rps20). Gene Ontology annotation, cellular component: ribosome; cytosolic small ribosomal subunit. NCBI's taxonomy places the organism in Eukaryota, Fungi, Ascomycota, Schizosaccharomycetes, Schizosaccharomycetales, Schizosaccharomycetaceae. Gene Ontology annotation, biological process: translation. The record is from RefSeq and is a predicted model, not a curated record. Gene Ontology annotation, molecular function: structural constituent of ribosome. Bases 1 to 357 code for a protein of 118 amino acids. The transcript has a single exon.